CUAGUACUUACGGUCGUCGCUCCUUUUUGGUAAUGUCAACAGCAAAGCAGAUACUAUAAUCAGCAGCCGGGCGAAAUGAUUUGCCUCAAUCCUCUUAUUGCACUAAACGUAACUAUAGCUUCGUCAGAUUCAAGUGAGAUGCCAUAUAGCUAGUCAUAUUACUCGCCGCGGCAGCUAAAAGUUUAAUCUGAAUUCUGUUUUCAGAGUGAACUGGAGAUGUCUAGCAGCACCCAGUUGAACAUCCGACAGUGGACCACCAAGCAUGUAGCCAAGUGGCUGAAGGACGAGGGCUUCUGCCACUAUGUUGACCUGCUGUGCAACAAGCACCGUCUGGAUGGCAUGUCCUUACUCACCCUCAGCGAGUAUGACCUACGCUCUCCCCCGCUUGAGCUCAAGGUGCUGGGGGAUAUCAAGAGGCUGAUGGUGUCCCUCCGCAAGCUGCAGAAACAAAACCUGGACAUCCUGGAGGAGCUGGGGGUCCCGUUCGACGGACACUCCCCUCAGGGUGGCGGUGGGGACUGGCACUGCAAUGGAGACUCCAGUAGAGAGUGUGAUAACUCUAACACAGACACUGCACCGGUUGGAGAGCAGUAUCUUCAGUAUACAAAUGGGAAGUACAAGCAUGGAGGGAGCAGGAGGCUGGACCCUGAGUACUGGAAGACGGCGCUUAGUGCCAUCUAUGUUGUGUUCGUGUUUGGAUUUACCUCCUUCGUCAUGGUGAUCGUGCACGAGAGGGUGCCGGACAUGCGCACCUACCCGCCCUUGCCAGACAUUUUCUUAGACAGUGUACCUAGAAUACCAUGGGCCUUUGCCAUGGCAGAGGCAUGUGGAGUGAUCCUGUGUAAUAUCUGGCUGCUAGUUCUGCUGCUGCACAAGCACAGGUCAGUUCUGCUGCGGCGCCUGUGCAGCCUCAUGGGGACAGUGUUCAUGCUGCGUUGCAUCACCAUGUUCGUCACCUCUCUGUCAGUGCCAGGACAGCACCUGCAGUGCUCAGGAAAGAUUUAUGGUGACAUGUGGGCAAAACUGCAUCGAGCUCUGGCCAUCUGGAGUGGAUUUGGAAUGUCUCUCACAGGUGUCCACACAUGUGGUGACUACAUGUUCAGCGGCCACACAGUGGUCAUCACCAUGCUCAACUUCUUUGUGACAGAAUACACACCGAGGGGUUGGAACUUCAUCCACACCUUGUCUUGGGUCCUAAACUUGUUUGGGAUCUUCUUUAUCCUGGCGGCCCAUGAACACUACUCUAUCGACGUCUUCAUUGCUUUCUACAUCACAACCAGGCUUUUCCUGUACUACCACACGCUGGCUAACACCAGGGCCUACCAGCAGAGUCGCAGGGCCCGCAUCUGGUUCCCCAUGUUCUCUUUCUUCGAAUGCAACGUCAACGGUCCUGUGCCCAACGAGUACGGCUGGCCUUUCUCUAAACCCGGCAUGAUCAGGAGGAUGAUUGGGUACUAGGUGGUAGAGGACACCUGUCUGCGAUGCAGCCACAAGGACAUUGAUCUCAUCUAAUAGACACUACUGGUGACUUUGAGCCCUGUCGUGCUAUUUUUGCUACUGCCCUCUGAAAGAAGUUGCUAACUGUGGUCAUGUGUUAUCAACUUUAUAUUCCAAUAUCUACAAGAGAUUGCUAACUGAGAUGGCUUCUGGGAUCCUAUUGGUGCCAUGAUGUGACCGGGUACAGACAGAGAUGUGACUCCUCAUAUUCUGUCCCAUGUCAGCCUGUUAAAAGGGAUUAAAGUAAGGCUUGUGUCUAAAUUGACAACCUAUUCCCAUGUAAUGCACUACUUUUGACCAGGGCCCAUAAGGCUCUGAUCAAAAGUGGUGCACUACAUAGGGAAUAGGGUGCCAUUUGGGACUGAUCCUUUUAUCAAUUUUCUCUCUUCAUUUGAAAAGGGAUGAGUAAAAAAAAUAAAUUGUCCCACAACUUUUGCCACAAGAUCAAUAAUCUGGUUACAGAUAUGUAUGUGCUUUAGUCAGUGCCUCUUCUGUUGUUAUGGUAUACAAUCUGAUUAUGGCAUGACGACAAACUCGACAGAGGAGUUGACUAAAGCACAAACUGAUCUGCUACUACCAGGCUACCAUUUCAAUGCUUAAGGGCUCAGACACACCAAUAGAGUUUGCUGGUCGGGAGUAGUUAGCACCUUUGAACAUAAUUUGCAAACCAAGUGGACACUCAUUUUACAUGUAGAAUUGCUUGAAAAAUGUGAAUGAUCGGCAGACUAACGCUAGAUGCACAUUCGUUGCAAUGUGUGUGAGCCUUAAAAGCUCUUAACUUGCAACCUGAUCGAAAAUUGGGGUAACGGCAAGCUAUAGGUUUGGGGAAACAUAAAAGCAGAAUUCUCAGGCAGCCUAUUGUAACCAAACACAUUAUUUUAAGUCAGUAAAGUUUGUUGAAAUCUAAAAUUCAACAGCGUUAGUGAAAUGGGCUAUUGUGUUCACUAGAUAUCCUGAGAAGUUAGGGCACUUUUCAUAAUAUUAUUGACAUGUUUCUUUCAAUGUUUUAUCUGGACUCUAGUUCUAAUACAAGUAUGGACCACCUUAAAGGCAAUAUCAAAACGUCACAGAUGAUACUGUUGCUGAAUUUAUGUAUAGCAAUAACAUAGUUCAAGAUGUUGUGACCGGUCUUGUUACUUGUUUGCCAUUGUUUCUUUAGGUAGUGUGUAAAGCUUCUGCAUUCCUUAAGACACUACUGUGGUUUUGACAGUAUUACUAGAAUGCUGAAUGAGUCAUUCAUGGCUCAUUUUGAAAUGAACUGUUUUGGUUUCCUUUAUAAUAUUUGUAUUGUUCAGUUAUUAUCCUGCCUUGUCCUAACUAGACAUUACCGUAACCAGGGUUGUUACUUAGGAGAUCGCAAAAAGCAGCCAAAACUAUGGAAUGGAAAAUGGUGAACAAUUGUUUUAAAUACCAUUCCAUUUGCCAAUAGCUUUAGUUGUUAUAGUAACAUUGUCUGUGUAGGAAAUGCAUAUCUCAAAUAUUGAAUUUUGUUGAGUUUUAUACUAGCUUGUAAAAUAGUAAUUGACCAAGAUUCACGAUUAGAAUAACAUACAAGGAUAUCAAUCCAUACAAAGUAAUUGAAAAAAUGUGUAUUUUUACUUCUUCCACAGAUCCCUUGGACUUAAUUUUGACUGCAUCUUAAUUUAUUUCAUUUGGUAUAUGUAAAUACCAUUUUUUUUAUAGAUAUUUGAUGUACUAAAAGGUUAUUGCAACAUGCACUUCAGCAGGAAUAUGUUUACAGUUGUGCAGAACUAUAUUUGUUUGAAACACAAUGUGCUUUUAUGUAUAGGAUUUAUUUCAAUCACCCUUUCACCCAAAUCAUUGAAAACAAAUGCAAACCAUCACAAAGUCCCCCACAGUAACUCAAAUCAGGUCUGAAACUGCCAUUAAUGGUAUUGGUUAGAACCCACUUAGUUCAUAUUUGUAAAACAAUGAAGUAUUACUUCCCACUGGGCACAAACGGGAGUUCAACAUCUAGUUAUUUGAUUGCGUUGUCGAAUAACACGAAAUAAAACAAUUCCUGAAAUUCCUUCGUUUGAUAACUUUUUGCAAAUCCAAUCAGUUUUCCACAGUGAUUCAACGUCAUCACAUUGAAUGUUUUUAUUGAAAUGGCGUGGGAACAAUGUUCUAUCAAUCAGUUUGAGUCCAGUGGGUUUUGUCCUAUAUCCAUCCCAUCAUGUUUUAUUUGGAAUUUCAGCUGUGGAAUAGUUACUUGUACUACUAGGCCUAGAUCGUAACCCGUUACUGGUUGAGUCUUUACCUUCCCCCCCACCUUUCUUAUAAUUCCAACUAGUUCCUAAUGCAUAAAUCUUUUGGUUUGUGUAAUGCCAGCUCAUGUGCAUGUGAGCUAGGUAGCUAGCUGCAAAUUCAUAGUUUUCUGCUAAGAUGUUAGAAAAGCCAUCAUUCAUAAGUAUGUAUCUCUCUUGAAUUUGUUCUUAGUUGUCACUUUUAACCCCUCUAAUAAAAAUGUUACUAAUCCUUAUCACUGGUGUGGUUAUAGCGGUAUGUUACUUAUCUUCAAGAUACAGUAAUUGACUACCAAUGUAAUGAAAAUGUAGCAAUAACAGCCAGUGUGGUUGUAUUGGGUUAAUCAAUAAUGUCCUGCAAAUGACAAGUGUCUUUACCAUCAUUAAACAGUAGAAAUCAA
This is a messenger RNA of Salvelinus fontinalis (brook trout), 4144 nucleotides long. Its product is annotated as sphingomyelin synthase-related protein 1-like. Gene Ontology annotation, biological process: ceramide biosynthetic process. Bases 217 to 1458 code for a protein of 413 amino acids. Gene Ontology annotation, molecular function: protein binding; ceramide cholinephosphotransferase activity; sphingomyelin synthase activity. The transcript is spliced from 6 exons. Gene Ontology annotation, cellular component: Golgi membrane; endoplasmic reticulum membrane. The record is from RefSeq and is a predicted model, not a curated record. Lineage: Eukaryota; Metazoa; Chordata; Actinopteri; Salmoniformes; Salmonidae.